Molecule: messenger RNA, 719 nt
Organism: Nicrophorus vespilloides
Lineage: Eukaryota; Metazoa; Arthropoda; Insecta; Coleoptera; Silphidae
Gene: Bka
Product: rRNA-processing protein FCF1 homolog
Exons: 2
Coding region: 97-702 (201 amino acids)
Cellular component (GO): nucleolus; small-subunit processome
Source: RefSeq, a predicted model, not a curated record
UAGAUAAUUUUAAAAACAUAACCCCACAACAUAACCUAUAUAAGUAAAUCACGUUGUAGUUUCCAGUUGUAUAAACAGUUCUAAAAAUCUGCAAAAAUGGGGGGCAAGGCGAAAAAGAUGAAAGACACAAAAUUUGCAAAAAUGAAGAAGAUGAUUAAAUUAACAGACAGUCGCAUAAAGGAAGAGUUAAGACAGCCAAAGAAGAAAGACAAAAAGGAAGAUCCCCAUGAGCUGAAGGUUCGUGAAGCUCCUCAGCAAAGCUCUGCUCUCUUCUUCCAGUACAACACACAAUUAGGACCACCAUACCAUGUUUUGAUUGAUACAAAUUUCGUAAAUUUCUCCAUCAGAAAUAAGCUUGAUAUCAUACAGAAUAUGAUGGAUACCCUAUAUGCUAAAUGCAUACCAUAUGUAACAGAUUGUGUUUUGGCUGAAUUGGAGAAGUUAGGACAGAAGUAUAAAGUUGCUUUAAGAAUCAUCAAAGAUCCAAGAUUUGAAAGAAUAACCUGCAUGCAUAAAGGUACAUAUGCUGAUGACUGUUUGGUGCAAAGGGUCACACAACACAAAUGCUAUAUAGUUGCUACAAAUGAUAAGGACUUGAAGAAGAGAAUUAGGAAGAUUGCUGGUGUACCUAUUAUGUAUGUUUCAAAUCAUAGGUAUACAAUUGAAAGAAUGCCGGAUGCAUAUGGAGCACCAAGAACUUAGUAUUUAAUUUAAGUUAU